AUGUUAUAAGCUAAACCCAAGAUGAUUAUGCAGUAACAAGUUUCCAAAGAUUUUAAGUUUACAAAAUCAUCUACAUCUUUUAACCCAAUAAACACACUCUUUGGAAACUAGUAAACUCCAAUUCUUUAAAAUAAUCUAUGUUUGAAUUUAUUUACAAAACUUUAGCUAUACCUAUAUACAAAGGCCAUUUUAUUAAUUUCCAUCAUGAAAAAAUUAAAUUUGAUGAUUCAAUCACUCUUAGUGGUAUAGAGGAAGGCUUUCUUUACUUUGUGUUUAACUAAAGAUUUUUGCGAUUUUAUUUUUAUUCACCAAUUUAGGCUGAUCUCAAUUAUUAUUACAACACUGUAUAAAUAUUAAAUAUAGCUUAGGAUGACAAGAAGUACAAAUUUCCAUUAAGAAUUAAAGAACAAUAAAUUUAUCAUACAGAGUACAUUUCGGCGGUGGCUUUCUAAUGUUAAGAUGAAUUAUGGACUAUGGCAAUUGCCUCAGAGUUUUAUAUCUUUUUGUACACUUUUCGUGGAGAUUUGGAUAACUUUCAAAUGCUAAAAAAAGGGUUUAAUAUUAAUGGAGAAAUUGUUAAUUAGAUUAUAUUUUACUAAGAAAAUCUCAUAUAUGGAGGUAAUUUAGGGUUUCUUACUUGUAAGUCUAUUGACACUGCUUAGAACUAUACAUCUUAAAUUAAAGAAAGAAUUAAAAAAUAAUUUAAUAGAAUUUUUAAGGAUUUCACACCUUGGGCUACUACUUAAGGUUUAAUAUAAUUAUAAGUUCAAGAAGAAUUUAAUAUAUGUUUUGGUUUAUUUGAAUAAUAUGAUUAAGAUGAUAAUGUUUGUGAUACUUAUGUAGUUAUUUAUGAUAUUGGAUUAAAAGAUUAAUAAUUUACAGAAAUUAUUAGAAUUAAGUAAUCAAAUAUAUACAAUUAUAAUGCUGAAUUGAAAAACACAUUUGAUAUAACAAAUCUGAAAUUUUAACAUGUGAAUUUUGAAAAACAAUGGCAUACUAAUAAUAUUUUAAUGAUCAUAACAACUUAAGAUCAACUUCAAAUUUAUUUCACUUUUGAAGUUUAAGAUAGAAGUCUUAACGAUGUUAAUUUGUAUUAAUCUAGAUUUAAUAAUUUAAAUUGCACCUAAAAUUAAAUCAAACUUAAAUCAGAAUAUUAAAUCUCUUAAAUCAAAUAUCCAUAUAUGAAAUUUGAUUAAGAAAUUCCUUAUGGGGUAUGUCUUGAUGAAAGUAGAAUUUAAUACAAAUAAAAAGAAAUGUUAAAUAUAUAACAAAACCAAUAGUUAAAAUCUGUCUAUAAAGAUGAAUAAAUAGCUUUAUAUCAUUUUGAUAACUACCUUAUUGCUUAAUUUAUUGAUUUUGCACACAUUUAAUAUAUUAAAAAUUUAGAGUAGCAAUUAUCCAAAUACAAUUCAUAUAAUUAAUUAUAAUACACUUUAUACAGAGAUUCUUCUAAAGAAGCCAUUGAAAAUAUUUAAUUGCAUUCUGUUGAUUCUAACUAAGAAAUUCCAAAAAACAUUUAUAAUAUUGGAAAAUUCUCUAUCAAAAAAAUAUUCAAUCAUUCUGAUGUAAAUGAAUCAUAAUUAUAUAAUCUACCAGAACAUUAUGUAUGUAUAGCUGGUCAUACAAUUGAGUUUAUAGUAAAAAUGAGACCAAUUGAUUGCUUUUUCACAGCUAUUAAAGUUACACAUUAUGAUUUCAUUAAUCAAAAUUAUGAAGACUUUCCUUUAGAAAAAUUAAUAAGGGCUUUUGGGAUCGAAGAAAGCUGUUCUCAAAUUUUAUAAAUAAUAAUUUAAGAAGAUUCGCUUUUUUAUAUUAAUGUAGAACUUUAAUAGCAAUAUUAAUUUGAUUUGUAAAAGGCCUACUAGAGAAUACAUUUCUCAGAAAAUAUAUAAAAAUUUUUUGAUGAUAAUGAAAGAAUUCCUUUAUGGGUCACUGGUUAAGUAUAUGUUAGUAAAGGAUCAAUUAUUAAAGAUAAAGCUAUGAGAGCUUAUUUUUCAUUAGUUAAAAGAUCUUUAUUAAGUGAAGAUAGAAAUUAAAAGUCUAAAAAGGUAUUUAGUACUACUUAAUUAAUUUGGAAAAUCUUAGCACCAUUAACUACUAAAAAAUUUAUUGAUGAGAAAGUAUAUAAUUUAGAAAGUAACCGACCAAUAGAAAGUUAUUCUAUUGAAUAACUUCAAAUGGUUUAUAAGCAAAUAGACAAAUUAUUGAAAUUAUUCGAUAAUGAACCUAAUUAUUUUUAAAAAAAAAAACAUUAAAUUGUUGAAUCAUCAUAAGAAGAAUAAAUAGAACAUUAAAAUUACAAAAAAGGAUUUAAUAAGUAAAUUUAUGAAUCCUUUGAUUUAAGUUCAAAAUUAGAUAUUACAAGAAGUACAAACUAUUCUGAUCAAUCACUUUUUUAAAGUGUUAAUGUUGAUAUAGAACAUGUAUUAUUUAUAAUUUUAUUUAAUUAGACUUAAAUGAAAGGACUUUAUGAAUAUUGUCUAUAAGUAAAGUAAUUAUUAUCAUUUUUUAUUUAUUUCUUUGGAGAUCUAAAUGGAAUCAGAAACAUAAUUAAUAGUUAUUCAAACAAAUAAUAAUUAUUUGAUUUAUCAGUCAAAUCUAUACUAAAUGGAGAAUCUUCAAGUUUACUUACAUUAAAAUAAUUAAUGAUUCAUAUAAUCAAAAGUGAUAAAUAAAAAUUUAGAGAUAUGGCAUCCUACAUGCAUAUAAACUUUUCAGAAUAUUUUACUAUCUAAGAUUUUAAAAUUAGUUUAGCAUAAAAUUUAUUUGAUGAAAUACUUUAGUUUGCAACUUAAAAAAGUAUCUUAUUUUUAUUAACCUUUAGAUAUAAUCAAAUUAAACCCUAAUGAAUAGAUUCAUGAAAAAAUAAAAAGAAUUUUAAAGCUUUCUAAGGCUCCUUAAAUAACUUUUGAGAAAGUUCUUGAAAAGAGAGAAAUUUUUAUUUAUUAUAAAGAAUUAUAAGAUGAAUUACAAGAACAAUUAAAGGAAGCAUUGAAAUCAGUUGAAGAGGUCAUUUUUGCUAUUUCUCAUUCUUAUCUAUCAUAAAGCUUUCUUAAUUAUAUGUAUCCUUUUGGUACAUUUAGAUUCUAUAUACAAUUUUUAGCAUAAAAAUGUUCACAAUCAGAAAAAGAUCAGUUUGAUGAUUAAUACAGGAUUUGUUUUUUGGAUCUAAUUCAAUAAUAUAAUAAUUUAAUACAAUAUUAUUAAGAUCCUCCUAAAGGUUUAACAAAAACAUAAGUUUAUGAUAUACUAAAAGAUUCUCUUGAAAUAUUAAAUAAAUAUCAGUUAAUAACUGCAACUGAAGUGAUUUUAAAUGGUUUGAUUAAAUAAAAACUAAAGGAAUUUAUAGUUUUUAUUGAUUAUAAUUAAGAUUUAGAAUUAUAAUGUAAUGAACUUGAAAAGUUGUAAAUUUAAAAAUAAUAACUUUUAAUUAAAUCAGUUAAGGGAGAUAAUCAAUCAGUUUUUUUGUUAAUACAACUAUUACUCAAAUUAGCUCAAUUUUCUUUAGCUGAGAAUUCUGAAAUGACUUUAGAAGAUAUUGAAGCAGUCUUACCUUUAAGAAAAAGAUUGAGAUAUGUAUUUAAAGCAUAAGAAUUUAUAAAAUCUAGUUAAAAAAAUGAUUUAUAAAAUGACAUAUUAUAAUUUGAAAAAUAAGCAAUUGAUUUAAGUAAAUUGCUAUUUCUUUAAGAUAUCAUGUAUGAUUAUAUAAUAACAAAUGAUAAUGAAGGUAUUGUAUCCUAAAAUUUUAGGUUAUUUAAGUUAGAAGAGAAAAAUAUUGAUAGAAAUUUUAGAUUGUAAUGUAAUUAUGCAGUUUUUUGAGGAUAAUAAUAUUUUUUUUGGAUAGAUUUUAUGUAUGGAUUAUCUAGAAGUAAAAUAGUAGAAAUAAUUAUAUAAUGAAUAUUUUAUUGAUUAAGUUUGGACUGAUUUUAUAAUUUAAGCAUAUUAAGAAUCAAAUAUAUGGCCAUCAGAAAUUUUCAAGAUGUAAAUGAAAUUAGUAUUAGAAAAUCUAUAAAAUAAAUAAAAAUAUAUUCGAGUUUAAAAAAUGACAGAAAUUUUUGAAUUAGUAAAUUGUAAAGAAUGUUAAGAAUAAUAAAUAACUUAACUUUCAACUUGGUUCUUUUUUGAAAUAUUAUUAAAUCACAACAUUAGUGAGAUAGAACUUGCAUAAAUAUAUGUGAAUAACUUUAUAAAUUAUGUAAUGGUGUAAGACAAUGUUGCAUAUGAAAAAUUACAAAUAGAAUAAUUACAUAUUUAUAAAUUGUAAUUAGUACAACAAAUUUUAAUUUUAUUAAAUGUAAUAAAAAAAAAUAAGCAUGAUAAAACUAAACUUAUUUAAUUAGUAACAUAGUUUAAGAAUGCUUUUAAAGUAUAUUUAAUUAUAAUGAUUUUAGAAUGAAUAUAAUUAAUUUAUAGAUGACGAAGUUUAUGAUUAGACAGCGAUUGAAAACUUAAGGAAAUAAAUUGAUUCAUUAUGA
Messenger RNA from Paramecium sonneborni, 4475 nucleotides. The record is from the annotation of a GenBank genome assembly. NCBI's taxonomy places the organism in Eukaryota, Ciliophora, Oligohymenophorea, Peniculida, Parameciidae.